CAUAAGUGGAAACAUGCACUAUUGUGGGUUAUAAUUGUAAACCUGACUUGGCUAAUGCUGACAAACUUGAGCAAUUAUAAGUUAUCCCUGCUGCCACCAAGAUUGAAAGAUGAGCAAAUAUAUUUUCAAUGUGAUCCUUUUAGUUGGUAUCGCCUUUCAACGCUGGAUAUGUGCAUCCAUUGUGGAUAUGAUUGUCCAACACGAACAAAAUGUUACUUUGUCCUGUAAUGUAAAUGCCAGCUCUACAUUGGAAUGGUUUCAGUUGAGAUCAGAAAAGAUGACUUUACUAAUAUUUGCACAAAGAGGAAAAAUUAAACAAAAAAAGUUUAUUAUUGAACAUAAUGAGGAUGCAAGCCACUAUCAGCUAAAAGAAGACAAUAUAACUAAGUUUGUAAGUCUAGCAAUAGUUAGGGUUGGAGAGCCUGACACUGGCUUUUAUUACUGUUCUACGCGAAUCAAUGGAAAUGGAAUGCAUUUUGGGACUCCUGUCAGACUCACAUUAACAGAUGCUAAACUGAGGGGCUUUUCCAAUGCAGCAGACUGCAGCACGCGUUUGAUCUGUGCUUACUCUGCAUGUGGGUUGUGUGGUAUUAUUUGUGUUUGUGUGCUUUGUUAUAAGCAAGGUUCUUCUGGACACUCUUGCAUCAGCUGUGUGAAAGCAAACUCAAAUUCUAAGGAUGCAGAAGUGCAGUAUUCCAGUCUCAGAUUUGUCAAGCAGUCCAGAGGAGUUGAUACCACAUCAGCAGAUGUGAAAUAUGCAACUGCAGCCAAUCAAAGCUCCUGAUUAUGCAAUGCACUUUAUUUAAUCUACAUCAAAUUUGCAACACAAAUCAGACAACUGGAACAACACGAAUAAAUAAUAAUUUUAAACAAAACAAGCACUUCAAACAAGAGACAAAACUAAAUUGAGUUUCAGCUCUAGAAAGCUGUCACAGAGUUUUCCCCAAAAUAUUUAAGGGCCCUUGAAUUCACAGUAUUUUAUGGUUUAUUGUCUUGCUAGUGGCUAAACUGAACUCUAGAACAAAUAACUUGUUGAAAUGUUUUGGUUUCCCAAAGAUGAAGAGAGAUGGCAAUUAUGGAUCACCACUAUGUGAAGGGAGGUUUGGCAGCCGAUCUGUAGAUAACAUUGUAUACAUCAUGGGUGUCAAACUCAUUUUGGGAUGAGGGCCGGAUGGUAAAUAAUUUUUUUAAACCUUAGUGUGCUGAUAGUUGUGUUAAUAUUAACUUAACAAACCAAUUAAUUAGUUUGUUCAGCAAGAAAACAAGAGAAACAGACAGCUCUGUGAAAACUACAUUUCAUAAGGUCACACUCAUACUGUACCUAUUAUACACAAAAUUUACAUCUGUACAAAAUCCACUGGCCUUAGGUUGAAAAGCCUUAAUUUAACUUAUUUUGCAUUAUUCCUUAAUGCCAAAAUUAUUUAUAAACCAUUCACUUUUCUUUGGAAUAUAUUUGUAAUGAGAACAGUCAUUUGGAAAAUGAAAAUGCUAGAUGGGGCAGUGUCCCAAACCAAAAAAGGGCAAAAGGGGGGUGGUACUAUUGUUAUGGUUUUAAUAAAUUUUGAAAUAUGAUGUGUUAUAUUACUAGCAUGUGAUUAUAAUGGGAAAUAUAAUAACAAAGAAGUGUGACAAUCUGCUAAAUAUUCAAUAUGAUUUACCUGCUGGCCUGAUGGAGUUUUGAAUCCAUUGCUGCGUCCCAGAACGCAUACUUCCAUACUAUAUAGUAGGCAAAAAGCACUACUUCUCUUACUCUUUGCCUACUAUAUAGUAUGGAAGUAGGCGGUUUGGAACGCAGCGCAUGUUUGCAAUGUUGAACUGCCUUUAGCAGCCUCCCUUUCCGUCUUUAUUUUGUCAAGGCUUUGGUGUUUUUGUCUACAAAGUGUGACAACAGCAAAUUUAGUGUUUAUAUUAACUUAGAUCUGAUCGGGAAGAUUAAAUCGAUUAGACAAGUAUAACGUUAAUACUAAGAAUGAGGCUAUUUUGUUGUUGUGUGCUUGCUAAGUUGUUAGCACUUUUAAAACACAAACAGCAAAUCAUUACCAGAAGAAAUACAUAAGACAAACUUCCAAAUUACUAAUACUGUUGUUUAACAACUGAUUAAAUAUAAUGAAUCUACCUGUUAAUGCAACGAACUUCGGAAACUGUCGUCUUCGCUCUCCAGGCAGAGAGUGGACACGGAGAUGCUGCGGAGCGGGCGGGAAAACACGAAGUGGAUUACCGGAAUCAGUGGAUCUUUAGCGGAGCAGUAACAAUAAAACAGCAAGAUUUUUGGGCACCGUGUUUUGUCUAUGUUCCGCGUUUUGCUGCUUUCCGCAAGUCUCUCAUAUUAAAAAUGAACUAGACGCCCGCCUGAAAGGGUUUUUAAAAUAUGUAUUUAAUAUUUAAUAAAACUGUAUAAAUCAUCAUGCGGGCUGGAUUGGACACCUUUGUGGGCACAUUUUACACAGUAAGGUUAACUCAGUGUAGUUUUGAUACGCUUUAGCUAUGAUUUGAACUAAGGUAAUAUAUGUGUUGUUUAUUUUGCUUAUUAUCAGCAGGAGUAACAGGCGUAAGAUGAUUCUAAGGGCCCAUGUACUUUUGGGGGGCCCAGAGGUCUUCUUUAUUAGCAACAGUAAUAGUAGUAAUGUAACAGAAAUAAGAAAUGCAUCUGUACCAAAAAGUUACCAAUAAAACAAAGUUAUGGCUU
Molecule: messenger RNA, 2686 nt
Organism: Paramisgurnus dabryanus
Lineage: Eukaryota; Metazoa; Chordata; Actinopteri; Cypriniformes; Cobitidae
Source: RefSeq, a predicted model, not a curated record